Molecule: messenger RNA, 375 nt
Organism: Auxenochlorella protothecoides
Lineage: Eukaryota; Viridiplantae; Chlorophyta; Trebouxiophyceae; Chlorellales; Chlorellaceae
Exons: 1
Coding region: 1-375 (124 amino acids)
Source: RefSeq, a predicted model, not a curated record
AUGAGCCGCAAAGGUCCACGCACCUUGCUAAUCUCUUCCCACGUUGCCCCUGCCUCGAUGCCCAGUAUUUGCUCGGCCUCCUGGCGGGUCAGCUGCUUGCCUAGACGGGCGGCGGCGCCCACGCUGUCUGCUGUCACACCGGACUUCUGGGCGUCUGGAGGGUUGAAAGGACCAUGGAAGGGUGAUUCGAUACUCUACACGCUCAGGGACUGGAUUAAGACUCGUGUAGAACACUCUGUGCGUUGUCAUCUGCCUGGAGUCCAGAACUUACUGACGAGGGCCUGGCGGUAUGCUUGCGUUGCGGCACGAAACAGGACUGUCGCACCCGCGACAGCCAGGUUGGCCAAAAUCCUAGCUGCCUGUAGAUUUGAAUAG